Molecule: messenger RNA, 429 nt
Organism: Staurois parvus
Lineage: Eukaryota; Metazoa; Chordata; Amphibia; Anura; Ranidae
Source: the annotation of a GenBank genome assembly
AGGAAACUGGCAUUGAAGCAUCAUCCAGACAAAAAUCCAGACAAUCCUGAAGCUGCCGAAACAUUCAAGGAGAUUAAUAAUGCUCAUUCCAUACUGAAUGACUUAUCGAAGAGGAAUAUCUAUGACAAGUAUGGAUCCCUGGGAUUGUAUGUUGCAGAGCAGUUUGGAGAAGAGAAUGUCAAUGCAUAUUUCAUGUUAUCUAGUUGGUGGGCAAAGGGCUUGUUUGCGAUCUGUGGACUUCUGACCGGUUGCUACUUCUGCUGCUGCCUUUGCUGUUGCUGUAAUUGUUGUUUUGGAAAAUGUAAACCAAAACCAUCAGCUGGAGAAGAUUAUGAGUACUAUGUGUCCCCGGAAGACCUGGAGGAGCAGAUCAGAACAGACAUGGAAUCAGGUGCUAUAUAUAGUUCUGUACAUGUCCUAAAGAGGUAG